AUGCAAAUUUAUUCUGAAGCGUUAUUGUUGCGAACUAAAGGACAAAUUAUUGGUUUAUCUAUUGUUUCAAUCGACAGUCGACAAUCAACAAUGCCGUGGACAAUUUUCAAAAAGUUACUAUUAUUCAAUAUAAUAGCUAUACUUGCAAUAAACAAUUACACCAGCGCAGCGACGAAUCAUCGCAAGCGUUACAUUCAGCGGAAUAACAACAACAACAACAACAACAACAAUAAUUUAUCAACAAACCAGGACUAUAACAACACUAAAAAUAUAAAUACUAGCAAUAACAAUAACUCUAGUGAAAUUGAAAGAAAUGCUCCGAAGAAUAUCCAGGAUAUGUUAAAAGAUGACAAAGAACUUCCUGAUGAUACUGCCAAGUGGGAUAGUUUGCAGUCAUCAUCAACUGGCAACGGUAAAGAAAAAAAAUUCACCCGGGAUGAUGACGACGAUAAGAAAACUCUAGCGCAACAAGUGAAGGAAGGCAAGUACGGCCUAAUACAAAAUGAGUUGUCACCCAAGAAACCAAAGAGACCAGGAAUAAUAAGCUACUCAUCAAACCCCGAUAUUCCAAGGGAUAACGCCAAGAAUUUCGGUGGUCUGGAUAACGAAGAGAUAUGGCUCGCAGAGAAUCACUUGUUGGUGAUCAAAGGAGGCAAUUACGAUGACAAUGAAAAAGGAUCUAGAAAGAAUUUGCGUGACUGGGAGCCGAUUGAUGACUACGAAGCACCUAAAAGACAAGUGCGAAUUCCAGCUAAUCCUAAGAUACCUCCGCCAUUUCCCAUUCAACUGACUGAUGGCGGGCCCAUAAAAAUAAUCGGGCGAAACUCUAGUGAGAACGAUGACAACGAGUCUUCUGCGCAAUGGAUCAUCCCAGACGGUCUGGUUCCCUUCAAUGGAACAUAUUUCAUUCAAAAUGAAAGCUCCAAUGACACUAAUUCCAACGAUGAAAACGAUGGACGGAAGACAAAGUCUAGUCCAACGUUUGCGGGAAUUAUUGGCCCGUUUUUUCCCGCGCUACCUCCUGGUGCCAUCUUUGUGCCGCCACCUUCCAAUCAAACUGAUUAUGAUGAAGACGACCAGUCUAUUUACUAUCCACCGGUUUACAGUUUCAAGUAUCAGUUAGAUAAUUCGACAGUAGUUCCACCUGGACCUUUAGUUCCUGGAAUUAUUUUGCCUCCUCCACCGGAUUUCUUUGCUCCACUCGAAGAAAACAAUGAAACAGUAAAAGAUAAAGUGUGUCUCAAAUGUAAUGCGGAAUCUGUUUCUACAACGGCUAAGUCUGAAAAGAUAAAUAAAAUUAAUAGAAUGGAGAGUUCAACGCGUGAAACUCCAAAGGCUAAAUUGAAAUACUCACCUGUUAAUAAAAAUAAGCUGGAUAAUUACAUUUCAAUUCAAUCAACGACGCCUAAGAGCAAUGUGAUUGAAGGGAGAACGGAAAAAGCUAAAGUGUCGACUUCAACGCCGAAAAAAAUACGACCGAUAGUCGCUUAUUAUUCUACGACACCCUACAAAAAAUUGAUAGAGAAAACAACACCCACGCCUGUUACAACAGAAAAGCUAAAUAGUAAUUUGAAAGCCUCGUAUUACUACUACGAAGAAGAAAAUGAAGUAACGACACCUGAGCCUAUUAAUUAUCAAGACAAUGAGGCGCGCUUGUCUUAUUAUAAAUUGGUGGUUAAAGAAUUGCCUCCUAAAUCAAUUUAUCGUAAAUUGAGGCCUAGUACGCCUUUACCGGUACUUUCUUCGACGAUUUCGACACCGUCUAGCUACUACGACGUUGAAAUAACGCCCUCGCAGCAAACUUUACAGGACUACCAGACAAUAGAGCCGCCUGUCCAGUCAUUAAAGCCACAGGUUAAAAAUUCUAGAGUCCAAGGACAGAGAAUGUUGAAAAGUAACUUUGAGACUACUAAUCCUUACUAUGAUAAGCAGUUUAUAUCUUCAUCACCGGCACCUGUUUAUAAUUUCAAGCCGAUUAUUACUUCUACACCUAGGUCGCGGGAGUUUUUGUCGACGACUAAGAAAUAUAUAACCAAUAAAGUCAAAUCGAAGCCGAUUUAUCAGUACAGUUUUCAGGCUGCUAAUUAUGCGCAUGAUCCGGUUGUCUAUCAGAAUGACGGCGCUGAUAAUAAUGACAGCAGUGAAGGUGAUAUUGAUAAUAAUGACAAUAAUAAUAAAUAUUACAACAAAUGGCAAGUGCAAAAAGAGUUUAAAGAAGAAAAACCAUUUUAUAAUAAAUGGCAAGAUGAUUUGCGGUACAAUGAUGAUAGAUUUAGGGUUAGUACCAAUAAAUUCAACUAUGCGUCGACGACACAAGCGCCUCUGUCGGUACUAAGACACAGAGGAACAACUGUUACUAGUAAUAAUUACUACACCAAACAAGAAGACCAGUAUUUGGACGAUGUCACAAAGGAAUAUUUCACAAACUUUGGAAGGAAAAUAAAAUAUCGGCUUCCGAGUACCACGCCUAUUUACAGUGGGAGUACGGAGGCUUAUGAGAGCGUCACUCCGAGACCAAGAUAUCAGAUAAAACCGGAAUCUGAAGACAGAGACAAAAAUUAUUAUGAUAAAGAAAUAAAAGAAAAUGAGUACUACGACAAUAUUUACUCUCUGAAGAAUGAUAUUAAUGUUAAUUAUCAACGCCCAUUGCCGACAAUUAAUCCAGACGCUGAGUUUAUCGACGACUAUGAUUCCCAGGUAAAGAUUAAAACUGGAGAUAAAUACAAGCAGUAUCACUACCAGUCAAAUUACGCGAGCUUGCUGCCUGUUGAUAGUUAUAAUAAUAAUUAUAACAAUGACAAUAGUUAUAAUCAGCGAGUGCCGAGUGAUUUUAUUUCGCUGGGGAUCCGUGAGCAAAAAUAUUACGAGAGAAUAAAGGGCCAGAAGCCUAUUUCGUUGGCGGGAGAUGUUAAUGUUAAUUACAAUAAUCCUCCGCCGAUAAAUCCAGAUGCUGAGUUUAUAAAAGUUCCGCAUUCUCAUUCUCAUCCGCAUCCGCAAUCGUAUUCCAAUGCGAAUUCCAAUGUAAGGCAGAACGGUGAACUGAGAGACGAUCACAGAUCUUACUUUACAUACAGAUUACCAGGUGACGACGGUCAUGUUUACUUUUUUACCCCUCAUGUUAUUAAUAGACAGCGACAGGAGUUCGGAGGCUCUAGACUAAGGGGAUUCAGAACCGCUAAGGCGGUCAAACAUAAUAAGUAG
Messenger RNA from Cotesia congregata, 3201 nucleotides. NCBI's taxonomy places the organism in Eukaryota, Metazoa, Arthropoda, Insecta, Hymenoptera, Braconidae. The record is from the annotation of a GenBank genome assembly.